This is a messenger RNA of Myotis brandtii (Brandt's bat), 2575 nucleotides long. RefSeq names its product deltex 3, E3 ubiquitin ligase (gene DTX3). Gene Ontology annotation, biological process: protein ubiquitination; Notch signaling pathway. The record is from RefSeq and is a predicted model, not a curated record. The transcript is spliced from 5 exons. Bases 892 to 1935 code for a protein of 347 amino acids. Lineage: Eukaryota; Metazoa; Chordata; Mammalia; Chiroptera; Vespertilionidae.
CGGCGUGAGCUGAGGGAGCUGUUCCCUUCUGGCCUUGGAGGAACUAGGAUGGUGGCACAGAUGGAGAGCUGCUCCCCUUGGGACCAGUCAAGGAAUUGAGGUCACACCAGUGGCCCCUCUUUCUACUUGAGCUGCAUUGGGAGGUGGUGUAGAGACAGCUCUGUAGCUGAGCAUGGCAAGACUGGGGGGCACAUCACACUCCUCCAGUGGAGCCCCUGCGUGACCCCCCCCCCCCCCCCACAGGCCAGUGGCUGGCAGACUUGCACUUGGUGUGCAGGUUUAAAAGGCGAUAGUGAGAACUUGAUUGCAGGGGCUGAUGCCUCUUAGUUUGCAUUCCCGACAGAUUUCUGUAGAAGACACUGGGGUGGCUCUCAAGGAAGGCUCCCCAGCAAGGGGGGCUGGAUUGCUUGGAAAUGUGGAGCCAGCGGGGAGAUGGGGAACAUAGGGAAUACUCUCGUCCAUGUGAUCUGAGGGAGGUGGCAAGGAAAACCUCCAUCUGUGUGGGCUUUCCCCUCCUGACUUCUCUUUUCUGUUCCCUGGGCUUUCUUGAGAGCCUCAGAGCUGGGGAAGAAAAAAGGAAAGUUAGCAUGUUAAAAUUCCUUCUCAGCAACUUGGGGAGAGGCUGGGGAUGGAAGUCCACAGAGAAGGAGAGGAAAUAGAGGAGUUUUUCUUUUGUUUCUGGGCUGACUGAGGAAGAUGGUAACAUUUGUCAUCAUAACCUUUUACUCUCCCCCGCCCCCCCCCCGCCCCAGUCCUGGUCAGCUGAGUGUGGAAAUAGAGGGAUUCCUGCCGCUAUUGUGGUCCAUGGGCUUUCAAGGUCACACCACCUACAAGUAGGGAGCAGGGACAGAGAAAGAGCCUGCAUGCCAUUUCUAAGGUCUUCAGGAUCAAAUGUCGUUCGUCCUCUCCAGAAUGGCAGCCUGUGGAGGCACCUGCAAGACCAAAGUCACGGUCUCCAAGCCUGUGUGGGACUUCUUAAGCAAGGAGACACCAGCCCGGCUGGCCCGGCUUCGGGAAGAGCAUCGUGUGUCCAUCCUCAUAGAUGGCGAGACUUCUGACAUCUAUGUUCUCCAGCUUUCCCCACAGGGCCCUCCCCCCGCCCCUCCCAAUGGGCUCUACCUGGCCAGGAAGGCUCUUAAGGGGCUGCUAAAAGAGGCAGAGAAAGAGCUGAAGAAAGCUCAGAGGCAGGGGGAGCUUAUGGGCUGCCUGGCUUUGGGCGGUGGGGGGGAACAUCCUGAGCUGCACCGCCCAGGCCCACCCCCUCUCCGAGCAGCCCCACUCUUGCCCCCAGGGGCACGGGGGCUUCCUCCUCCUCCUCCUCCCCUGCCCCCUCCUCUUCCUCCCCGCCUUCGGGAGGAAGCAGAAGAGCAGGAGAGUACCUGCCCCAUCUGUCUGGGGGAGAUCCAGAACGCCAAGACAUUGGAGAAGUGUCGGCACUCUUUCUGUGAAGGCUGCAUCACCCGGGCCCUGCAGGUGAAAAAGGCCUGUCCCAUGUGUGGCCGCUUCUAUGGGCAGCUGGUAGGCAACCAGCCCCAGAAUGGACGGAUGCUGGUCUCUAAGGACGCCACACUCCUACUGCCCAGUUAUGAGAAGUAUGGCACCAUCGUCAUCCAGUAUGUCUUCCCGCCCGGUGUCCAGGGGGCUGAACACCCAAACCCAGGAGUUCGGUAUCCUGGCACCACUCGGGUGGCCUACCUCCCGGACUGCCCCGAGGGUAACAAGGUGCUGACCCUGUUCCGAAAGGCGUUUGACCAGCGUCUCACCUUCACUAUUGGCACGUCAAUGACCACAGGGAGACCGAAUGUCAUCACCUGGAACGACAUCCACCACAAGACCAGCUGCACAGGGGGACCCCAGCUGUUUGGGUACCCAGACCCCACCUACUUGACCCGGGUGCAAGAGGAGCUGAGAGCCAAGGGUAUCACAGAUGAUUGAAGGACAUCCCCUUUGCCAAGGCCCCUGCCUUUGUCCUCCACUAGGACCCAACAGAAGCCUCUGUUCUCCUCUCUCCCUCUGCUCCCCCAUACCACACAGUAGGGGACCUGUCUGAACUGGGGAGGAGUUCAGAGAGGGAUGGGGCAAUCCCUUCUUCCUCUGUCCCCACAGGCCAAGUGCUUCAGUGCAGUGUGAGCUGCUCCCUUCUGGCAGAGGCUGUUUCUCAGGCUCUGCUCCCCUCUGGUGUACAUACUCCCAGUCUUCCUGCCCCGUCCAUUGCCCUUGGCUUUUUCUGGUCUUUCUGUGCUCCAGCGACUAAGCUGAGAAAGGACCUGGGUGGGGUGGGGUGGGGAGGGGAGGGGUCUUGAACGCCCACUCCCAUCCCAUACUGUUCCACUGCUGAACUUCGGUGCAGGGGAGGGGGGAUCAGCUGCUGUGAGCCCCCAUGGAGCGGCCCUGUAUGUUCUUCUUAACCAAUUCCCCAUCUACCUUAACCUUGUCCUUUCCUGUGUCUCUGUUUCUGUCAGUCUGUCUCCUGCUCUUCUCUGCCCCCUAUAAGGAGCCUCCUUACCCUGUUCUGGAACUGCCGCCAAACUGUAGCUUUUAAUUUAAUAAAAAUAAAGUAAAAUAUGCAACUCUA